Messenger RNA from Zingiber officinale, 2595 nucleotides. Its product is annotated as transcription repressor OFP8-like. Gene Ontology annotation, biological process: negative regulation of DNA-templated transcription. The record is from RefSeq and is a predicted model, not a curated record. NCBI's taxonomy places the organism in Eukaryota, Viridiplantae, Streptophyta, Magnoliopsida, Zingiberales, Zingiberaceae. The transcript has 2 exons. Bases 1468 to 2418 code for a protein of 316 amino acids.
UAGGGGGAUUUGAAUGCACUGAACAAUCUGCUUGAAUUCUUUAUUAAUUAUGAGACAACAGGAAUCUUCAAGACAACGCAGAGAAACUGGAACCACAUGAACGCUACAGAAACAAACACAGGCUUCAGUUCACAUUUGAAUGAUGCUUCUUCAUGAAAUCAAAUGAUGCCCCAUCCAAAAGAAAAGAAAAGGUGAUGAAGCUCCAUCUCCUCCCUGUACUCACCCAUUUGGAGCUCUUCCUAUCGUGUCCCAGAAUGUUUGGACCCCUUUGCCUUCACUGUAUGCAAGCUCUUGGAACCUACAUCCUCUGAAAGAUGCAUGCAUCCCCAUCCCAAUUCCCCUCAUGGGAGUCAGAAAAAUGUUAGCCCCACAUGAUGCCAAAUUCCACAUCUCACUGCUCAUCUAGUGAUGCAAAUAUCAAUAAAGUAAUCUUUGUCAACCUCCCUUCUUUCCCUUUGCUCUUGUCUCUUCUUACCCCUCUGACAGGUGCCAAGGGGAGUGAGCCACCAAGGACAAGAGAGGUGACAAAUCUCACCACCUCCUCUGUCUGCCUGCCCUCUUCCCUCCAUGCAUGGAUUUCAAAAGCCGGGCACGAGCCCAUUGCUGAUUUGCUAUGCUUCUUGGGGGACUGUGAUCCCAAGUGGGUGGCAUACCAACUACUUUGUUUACUCAUACCUUGUUAAUGUCCAUAAUCCUGUUUAAGCUUGAGAGUCAAUGAGGUUGUCACUUCCUUGAUGUACUUCCACUCUUAUGGAGAUCGAUGCCCCCUAAUUGUUAUCAAGUCCGAGCCUUGUCCUCUUCUUCUGGAAAAACUCACUGUUGUGGGAGCGCAGCACAUGCAUGCUUGCUUGAUUUAUCCAUUAUGCUUUCGAGUCGAUGAUGAUCAACAUCAUCAACUCGAAAACAGGAAUGUGCAGCUUGACGAUGGAGAGUUGGCUGUCUUCUUAGGCAACAGAGACAAAGGAAAGAAUGGGAAUUUGGGGCAGACGAAAUAAAUGCACUCUCCCUCAUUAAUGCACUGGGCACCAGCAUGUGAACAAACUGGCGAGUCGGUGGGCAUCUUCAGCCAUGAAAAUGGCCAUGCACGUCCAAACGGAGGAAUGUUUCAAUAAGAAAAAAAAAAAAUUGGAAUUUAGCGGGCUUUUAACUCCUUCAGCUACAAGAAAAAGCAAGUCUGGACAGAGAUGCCAUGCUAAAAAGACCCCUUUGAAGAAAUGGCAAGAAAAGAUGAAUCAUUCUCUGGCAGUGUGUGCCAAAAGCUUCUAUGUCAAAUGGCAGAAUUCAAAUUAAGUAUUUUUUUCUCUUUCUCUCUCCCUCUCUUAAUUAUGAUACAAUGACAAUGAGCCAUUUAUAUCACUAUUUAAUUAAUGUUUUUGUUUGAAAUUGAAUUCGCAGAGCAGAGCCGAUCCAAAAGCUUAUAAAAGGCCACCAUGGCGUCUCUUCUCUUUUGCAUUAGUGUUCUUUACAAUGGAGAGCAGCAGCAAGCUGAAGCAGCGCCUCUCUCGCUUGUUCCGCGCCGCCUGCAAGCCGUCCACCUCAUCCGUCCACCACACCGCCGUUGACCCGGCUUUUGUGGCCACCGUGGACUGCGGCGGCUGCCGUCCGGCAGCGGCGCAGGUAUGCGAGAGGCAAAGCCGGGGGAAGAAGGAGAGGCGCGUCAGGGAGACGGGCGGGUACUACGAGACCGGCCAGGGGGAGGGCAGUACGUGCCCUCCGGCCUCACCGGCCUCCCCUUCCAUGUCCUCCUUCCCCGCCUACUACUACUAUUGCAUCCACGGCGACGACACCAAACGGCCGGAGCUAUGCCCUUCGAGGUCAAAAGCAACGAAGAAGAGAAGCACGGUGCGGCUUCGGUCCAACGCGUACGGAUUCACCAGCUCUUCGUCGACGGAAACCGACGACGACGACGGCCGUCAGGGUGACGGAUUCUUCAGUAGCGAAGAGAGGGAAGAGUCGACCACGACGACGUUCUUCUCCUCCAGGAGCCUCUCCUCCGACUCCUCCGAGUUCUACGCGUCCGCCAAGAAGAGCAAGAAGCCCGCGGCGCAGCAGCGGAGUCGCCGGCGAGGGAGUAACCGCCGCGAAGCUUCUUAUUGGCCGCCGGGCGGGUGCAAGGGCGGAUGCAAGGAAGGUUUCCGGCCGCUGGUCGCCUCCAUCGACGACGGCAAGAAGAAGAAGAAGAAAAAAAAAAUGGAAAAGGACGAGAAGGGAGACGGAUUCGCAGUGACGAAGCGGUCGAAGGACCCAUACAGCGACUUCCGGACGUCGAUGGUGGAGAUGAUGAUGGAGCGGCAGAUGUUCGGAGCGCAGGAGCUGGAGCGCUUGCUGCACUCCUACUUGGCCCUGAAUUCUUCGCACCUGCAUCCGCUGAUCCUGCAAGCCUUCUCCGACAUAUGGCUACUUCUCUUUGCUCAAUGAUCAGCUCAGCUCAGCUGUGUUCAAUUCCUCCCUGCUACACACAAAAACCUCGAUCGAUAUCGAUUAGUUUGAUAAAUGAGUAGCAGUGGCAGUAGCAGUAACAGUAGCAGUAGAAAUAGUAGUUGAUCUCGAUCUCUCAUGCCUGCUGUAAUUUUAACGUUGCAUGUUCUUGUUUCA